CGAAAUAAGUUCUUUAGCAACAUUGAAUUUCAAUCAUACAAUUCUGUUUAUUCUCUUGUUGGACAGCUGUUAUAUCUGUUUUAACAUAAGAUUGAUGGCACUGCGGAAUUUAACAGAUUAAAUUAUGUAUUUCAAUACCGGCAGUUUCAUUUUUCGAAUGUUUUAGGUUUUAGCAAUUCUUAUUAGUGCUUUGCACAUUAUGGAUUGCGAGAAAUAAAGUACAUGUACUCUAGGACAUAAUAAAAUGGUUUUUAUUGUCUACAACUGCAACUGUCUAUUUCUGUAAGUAUUUUAUUGCUGGUACGAUAAUUCAUCCGAUAAAUAUAUAAGUUAAUAAAUAAUAAAUUAUCGUUUGGUUUUCCGACGCGAAAAAAAAUCCCUUGAGGACGUUAAUUUAUUGUAUGUUGUGGUCUAGUGGCCUACCUGUGGAUAUUGGUGGAGUGACACCUACCUGUAGUUAUUUUGCAAUAUAUCGGAAAUCCCUUUGAAUUGAACAGAUUUCAUUGAACCUUUUAUCUCUUCUGAAAUGUUAGCUCAGGAUUUCACGAGCCAUUUGGAGAAAGAUAAAAAACGGUUUAUAUCGGAAACUGACGCGGAUUUAUGAAGAAAAGUGAACGUAUUCAGAAAACUUGUUACGGGGAACAUAGAAUCAGUACGGACAUUUUACAAAUAUUUGGAUACAUUAAACAGCCAAAAUUUGUGAUCUGCAGAUGAAAAUGUUUGGAAAAAUGAUGUUUGCUUAAAUUUCUGUGGUGAAAUUUAAAAGUUUAAUAAUAAAACAAUUAAAAAAAUCAAACAGAAUGUUUAACAGGCUUAAAGACCGCGCUAAAAUAACAGAUCAAGAUCCUACAUUUAAAGCGAGAUAUGUUGGGAGUACAGAAACUUUCACUGCUUCUGGUCGAGGCUGCACGACGCCCCUCGUGCAAAAACUCUGGGAUAAUUCGGAAGAAGAACGUUACCUCAAGCGCGUGCAAAUAAAAAUAACUGUUUCCGGAAUUCAUCUGAAAAAUUUAGAUAAAAAGAAAGAACCUGAAAAAUUGUUUCCUAUUGAAAAUAUUUCGUUCUGCAAUGUUGACACUUUGGUGAACGAGAAAUUGUUUUCUUGGAUUUGUAGUGACAACGAUACCAAGAUGCUUCAGUGUCACGCAGUCAUUUGUAGCAGUGGAGAAAAAGCUAAAGCCAUGUCAAUCGUGCUGUCACGUGCAUUUCAAAUUGCAUACAAGGAAUGGAAAUCUUCUCAGAUCAAAGUGAGGCGUCAAAGUGAGAAAUAUCACAGGUCGCAGUCGCUGCCAGCUUUAAGUCUUAAUAAAAAGGCGGGCGAGCAUCGUGUUUUAACCAAGCAGCAGAGUACUGGACCUUCUAUGAGCAAUGGAAUAAGCAGCGUUAGUACGGACACUGACAUAGUGACGUCAUCAGAGACGCCAUUAUCAACGGAACCGGUAACAAAAUUCUGAUGAAACUGGAAUACAGGCUAUAAUGUGUGUUAAGUUACAAAUUCUUCAUGACAUUGGUUGAGGAUUUAUAGUUCACACGUAAACACGUGUGAUGCCGUCCAGUAGAACUAAUGUUAUUCUUAUCGGAUCUAUAAUUAUCGUAUUAAAAUACACGUUUCUUGAUAUACACGUAGGCCUACCGAGUGUCUUGUCCAUCUGUGGUUAAAACUAUUGUCCGAAAUCUAAAGGAUUGGUGGUCAAUUAUUGACUGGCAAGUCAUUUAAUUUAAGUGUUUUAUUACAUGACAUCAAAAUUGAACUUUUACAAUUUUGUUUUUAAAUGUUUGAUUUAUUGUGUUUAUAAGCUGGUCAUAUUGUACAAAUUAUGGACUGACCAUUUAUAUAAGGAAACGUGUGAUAAUACAGAAUAUCCCAUGGCAACAGACACAGAGACAUCAAAAAUUAUGCAUGGGUUCAGCGAUUAUACCUUUUUUUUAAUACCCAGUUUCAUGUUUUACAGUUCAGGCACUUUAGGGAUAAUGAGAUCGAUUGCUCUUAUGGAAUAUAAAUUCUAGUGAGAAAUUUGUAUGUAUAUAAUGCGCUCAUCUAUAAAAUUUGUAUGUACAUGGCGUUACGGUUAAUACAUAUUUUAUUACCCUUAUCAGCAAGAUCUAAAUAAAUCAAUAUAGAG
Mercenaria mercenaria is the source of this 2123-nucleotide messenger RNA. Its product is annotated as protein FAM43A-like. The transcript has a single exon. The record is from RefSeq and is a predicted model, not a curated record. The coding region runs from base 801 to 1454 and encodes 217 amino acids. Lineage: Eukaryota; Metazoa; Mollusca; Bivalvia; Venerida; Veneridae.